This is a messenger RNA of Rotaria sordida, 311 nucleotides long. The record is from the annotation of a GenBank genome assembly. NCBI's taxonomy places the organism in Eukaryota, Metazoa, Rotifera, Eurotatoria, Philodinida, Philodinidae.
AUGUAUUUUUGUCGAAUACUUCGUCCUUAUUAUAAAUUAUUAAAACACUCGAAAAGCCUUUCAUCAUUAUCUUCAUAUCGUGAUCGAUCAUUUUACAAAUAUUUUGUCGAUUUUCAAACACGAUUGCGUGACAAUGAUUGUUAUGGUUAUGUUAAUUAUGUUGUUUAUGGUGAAUGGAUUGAUUCAACUAUUGAUAAAUUUUUAAUUGAACAAUGCUCAUUUGAUCAUUCAAAAUCUCCAUUACUUGAUUAUGUUGUUUAUUCUCAUUGUGAAUAUUAUAGUCCACUAUCAUAUCCAUCAAUAAUUUCAGC